AUGCGCUUUCUCCAAAUUACUACCCUCCUUACUCUUCUUGCGCGUCUGGGUUUAGCCCAAGGUGAUAACAGCAAGAUCAUUAGUCGUUUCACCAACUCCUCUGUCAUCAUCUCUCAUCCUGCCUCUGAUGAGACUAUCACGGUCAGCUUAGCGUCUGUCCCAGUGUUUGAAAGCUUUGUGCAUACGUCUGAGAUCGGAACCGACGUGAGACAUGGGGAUACUCCGGUGAAAAAUGGAGCCAGCGUGAUGAGGAUCUACGGGACGUGGGCGAAUAUCGACCUGGAACGAUUUUGCUUGGAGAUCGAAAAUUCAACGGAAAACCAAGCACUCGCCUAUAGCAACCCUCAACUCAACAUUGAUUCACCACCCAUCGACUGGGAGCAAGGCCUACAGGAGGGUCACUCUCUACACCCAUUACACAAAUCCCGCUAUCCCAUCAUAUCCGACUUUCGCACGGCAAAGUUAUAUUUUGUGGCAAUUGAGUCAUCUGUCGUCCAGGUUGAGGGAGAUUAUGAGCACUGGAUCCAGCAACUCUUGCCGGGUACUACAAUGAAUCAACGAGAUGUAGUAUUCCCUGUCCAUGAGCUCCAACUCAUCAGUGUUGAGCGUGUUCCCAAACGCUCGUGUCUUGUCGAAGACUGUGAAUGCCGCAGAUCUCUCUGCGAACCCUCUCUCUUCCUUCCAACGUCGGACUUUUGUGUCAAGUUACCCGUGGAUUUCAAAACCCAGCAAAUUGUGCGGACCAUGGAGCCGUGGGAUAUCAUGAUGGGCCAGAGUCUCAGCCCAAUUCUCCCGUUGAUUGAAAGCGCAGCCAAGGAAUACGGGGGCUCCCUAAUGAUGACGCGCCACUAUCGGAUCAUCGUCUGCGCAACGCUGACGGAGAACGUGGAUGCUAUUUGGGGAGAUAAACCCGACAAGAUUGCGAUUCUGCGGGAGUACAGCGAUCAGUUCCUCCGCGCUGUUUUGCCCCCAGUGUUCAGUCACGGCCUUGGCCUGUCCGCCCAUCUCCAGAACUCUCUUGUGCGGCUGGAUCCCAAAACCAAAACAAUUAAAGGUUUCGUUGUCCGAGACCUUGGCUUCCUGAAGGUCCACCGACCUACAUUCACCAGGUCGACGUCAUUAGACAUCAACGUACCGAAGAAGAGCAUGUAUGCCGAAAAACUAGAGGACGUGUACUGGUACCUCCUCAGUCCGGUCAUCAAUGGUCAUUUGUCAUACUUCGUUCGUGAGCUGCAUCCUGGCCUUGCCGGGUGGAAGAUUGUUCGUGAAGUAUUGGAACGUCUCAUUCCUCAAAACAACACAGCAGCAAGGCAUGUUUUGCUGGAGAGCCCUGAAUCCCUCUCUAAGUCAAACAUCACGAUGGAAAUCCAUGGGUUUGACAAGUUAUAUCCACAUAUCGCCGUCCCAAAUCCUUUGUAUCAUUGCAAGUUCGCUGGUUAG
Molecule: messenger RNA, 1440 nt
Organism: Aspergillus tanneri
Lineage: Eukaryota; Fungi; Ascomycota; Eurotiomycetes; Eurotiales; Aspergillaceae
Product: siderophore
Exons: 3
Coding region: 1-1440 (479 amino acids)
Biological process (GO): siderophore biosynthetic process
Source: RefSeq, a predicted model, not a curated record